AUGGUUUCUCCUACUCCCCUCAUCUUUACGAUCGUCUACGCGCUGUUGAUAAACCUCGUCGAAGCAACCACCCACGCCCCAACAAAACCUUCCAGAUCAACAUUCACCUACGACGAGCUAUGGGACCUUGAGAACACCUUCUGGAAGGCUUUCCUCUACCCCGCCAACAAAGUCCAGAUAGAGGGAAAUGCAUCCACCAUCUUCGCAUCCGAUGUCCAAGGCCGCGUCGACAUAACCCGCACCUUCGACGGCGACGAGCUAAACCGCGAAUACAUCUUCGGCCUCUUCGCCGACCCCACAGCCGUAAGCCUCGUCGGCAUCCCAGUAUCCUACAGCAUAACGCAAUUCGCCGCAAACGACAACACCGCCUCCGCCACAACCGUCGUAACCUUCAACGCAACAACCUUCGGCGUCCAAAUCCCCGUAACAAUCGACACCUGGAUCGCCUUCGACGAAGACGGCAAAAUCACCCAGUACGACGCCACAUUCCGCUGGUUCGCCUACCUACUCGAUUACCUGCUCGGCGCGACGGCGACAAAAUACAACACCACGGCCGCGGGCGCCGAGGCAAUCGUCACCGAGAUCCUUGCGCAGGAUAUCUGCAAGACGCACGAUACGUACUGCACGGGCGCGAACCAGCAAUACCCCGUCGGCAAUGUUAGCUGCUAUGAGUUUUUGACGACGAAGAUCCGCUUUGGGGCCAGCUAUGAGCUGGGCCGCAAUACGCUUUUGUGUCGCGAGGUUCAUGAUCAUAUGGUGCAGUAUCGGCCUGAUGUGCAUUGCAUGCAUAUUGGGCCGACGGGAGGCGGUUAUUGUGUUGAUGAUAUGACGUAUACGGAGACUGUUUUGCAGCAGUAUUUUAAUGCUUCGUGGAUUCCGUUUGGAUAUGGUCGGAAACAGGAUGUGUGGUUGGCGAGUUAA
Messenger RNA from Penicillium verhagenii, 921 nucleotides. RefSeq lists its product as uncharacterized. The record is from RefSeq and is a predicted model, not a curated record. The coding region runs from base 1 to 921 and encodes 306 amino acids. NCBI's taxonomy places the organism in Eukaryota, Fungi, Ascomycota, Eurotiomycetes, Eurotiales, Aspergillaceae. The transcript has 2 exons.